AAAACGUCCAUUACGAUGGCUCGGUCAGAUAGCCCAUACUUGGUUCCAUUCCUCUCAUGGCUUUGCGAUCCGCCUAUAUAAACCCUGCACGGGCUCUGCUCCGACCCCAUAUCAAGUCUUCGUUCCCUCGUCGUUCGCUCACCGAAAUCGCCUCUUCCUCUACUAUAUUCAGCGACAGCAUGAGCGCCAAGAUAAUCCCUCGUCCCAGUCAGAAGCGCGGUCAGGCAGACCACGGCUGGCUCAAGACGUUCCACACCUUUUCAUUUGCGUCGUACUACGACCCGUUGCACGCCGAAUUCGGCGCGCUGCGCGUGAUCAACGAGGACCGCGUCGCACCGCGUACGGGGUUCGGCACGCAUUCGCACAAGGAGUUUGAGAUCUUUUCCUAUGUGGUGUCAGGACAGCUUGAGCACAAAGACUCCAUGGGCAACACAGAGAUCCUCAAACGCGGUGACCUCCAGCUCACAUCCGCGGGCACGGGCAUCUCGCACUCGGAGAAGACGUAUGGCCUAGAGCAGGUCCACUUCCUCCAGAUCUGGUCUCUGCCGCGCGUCGCACGUCUCACGCCCAAAUACUUCACGCGCCACUUCUCGGACGACGAGAAGCGGGACCAGUGGGUGCGCGUGGUGGCGCCUGUGGAUGCCGAGGGCGUGUUGAAGGACAGCCGGGAGGGCAAGGGCCCGGCGCCGGUGCAGAGCGCGUUGACGCUCUAUGCGACGUUGCUCUCCGGGGGCAAGAGUCUGACGCAGAGCGUGCAGGGGUCGAAGGGAUACAUGCAUGUGGUGCAGACGAGUGGAUACAACACAGGCUCUGCGACGGGCUCGGGUGUGAAGGCGAGCGUUGGCGGCGAAGAGGUGGUUCUUCGGGAGGGUGAUGGGGCGUACAUGCACUUUGAGGGACCGGGUGAUAUUGUCGUCGAGAACAUCGGGGACAAGACUGCCGAGGUCUUGUUUUUUGACAUCGAGUAGAUUCAGAGUUGUAUUUUCAUCGUAGUAUUAUGGCAGAUGUAAUCUAGAGUAGACUUGUGCACGGGUGCACCCAUGGUCAGGGUGCAUUCACUCACUCGUCGACGUCGAAUGUUCCCGGUGAAGAGUCGGGACUGGCAGGCUUUCAUGCUCGCACAACUGCCGGCAUUUACUCUAGUAAAGCGAGCCAUAUGAACGCUUUGGGGUGAUCUGCCACAGGUCCUUUGAGCACAGGCUCAUAUUUAAAUACCUCCUGAGCCCAAGCCACCACCCCCACAAGCAUCAUGCUUCAGGUCCUGGCCAUCGCUUUCACAUUGUCUCUGCUCAUCGCCUCUCUCAUCAUCACCAGCGACCGGAUCACUGCCCUAAAACGAGACGUCGAGCUCCUCAAGAACGAGAACGAAAGACAACUGCGCCGGAUCCUCAAGCUUGUGGGUUAUCUUCUCAAACUCAAAACGUGUUGGCCUCGAAGAUUGCUCAACCAUGCUCUGAUUGAUAGGAACGCAGGAAGUACUACAGCUCCCGCUUCGACAGAAUCCAAAAGCAGCCGCUUGUCAGAUCAGGGAGGAUGGACGUGAUACACCAUUAUGUAGAUUGAAGAGAGUUUAUGUGUACGCGUGCGAUACGGAGAACGUUAUACGGACAAGGAC
Molecule: messenger RNA, 1615 nt
Organism: Mycena citricolor
Lineage: Eukaryota; Fungi; Basidiomycota; Agaricomycetes; Agaricales; Mycenaceae
Source: the annotation of a GenBank genome assembly